AUGGGAAUAGUAAAAGAAUUCUUAAUAAGUAAGAAUACCAAGGAAAUUGCUGAAAUGGCAAUUUCUGCACCAUGGGAGUUAUAUGACAUGAGAGAUGAUGAGCUGCUUGAAGAACGUGCAAACUACCAACGUAACGGUGUUUUUGCUGAUACUCUUAAUUCUGUGGUUUUGGAUAUGACUCGGCAAUACUUUGCAAGAGAAAACUAUGACACGGAUGACUUCUUUUAUGACAUGGAUCAUCCAGAACUGGAGAAAACUACACCUUUUUUUCAUGGCUUUAUACCUGGUACUGGUUACAACAACAGAGAAGGCUUUCUUUUAAUUCUAGCUAUUAUCCUUGAUUCUAUAUCUUUCGUUAAAACCUACGAACAGCUGCAAAUCUUAGCAGUUGUCAUUCUGGAGGCUUCCGAACAUGCCGCUCGUUUAACUGUAUACACGGUAGUGAACGGAUACUCGAACCAGGCCAUGCUAUUGAACUUGGACGAUACUCCGGUCAAAAUAGGUUACGUUUCAUCACAUUUCGAUAGUUCUAUUAUCCUGCUCUACCAUUCUUCAUUUGGUUUCAACAUUCAAUAUAUUGAGGAAGAUCAUAUUCGUGAUCUCCAGAGUUUUCGUAUCGGCUUCGAACACUUCUUUGCUAUUAUCGCAUCCCGGGAACAACACUUACUUGUCUGGCGAAGUGAAAAAUUUCAUACCAAGCAAGUCUUGACGUUUCCAAACGCCAUUCAGCUUCAUACAGCUCCAGUGUCUUCAUGCAGAGAUGACAUUGUUGCUCUAUUACUCCAAGACACGAUACCAAACUCCGUAUCUUUACUAAUGUGGCACAGUCAGGAUGAGAAACUGAUUAUGGGUCUAUUUGAGGAAUAUAAGAAGAAUGUGCAGCGUUUAUCAUUCGUCUUGGAGCAUGCUGUGACUGGCUCAAAUGUUUUCAUCGUUGAACACCAAAUCUUUAACAAAAUGAACGUAUUACAUAGAAGCGUUAGUGCUCUCGAGUUAUUGGAAAACUUCAGCUUGGAAGGAUCGCAACUGACUUUAGACGAGUUGAAGUGGACGGUUGACUCGUUAGCUCUAAAAUUGAGUAAUGUUGAGCAAAAUCUGGAAGAUGUUCUUUCAGCUCUAGAAGCUUUCUACUAUAUGAUGAAGCCUCUUAUUAUAGAAAAUUCCCUAGAUAUUAGUGGGAGAAUAAACAAUAUGGAUUUAUCGGAAGACUUGGUAACACUGCACAGAAAUCAUCAAAUAAAGGCGCAUAAAACUAUGAAGGAUGAAAUAUACGUCUACGAAGAUCUAACUGUAAAAUUAAUAGAUGAAACGGAUAUUAAAGAGAUGAAACGCUUUUCUCUUACUGAAAAUACAAUCCAGACAAUGUCUACCAAAGAAUUCAGCCGGGAGAUCUACGUCACUGGCUUAGUGGACCAACUAAAUACUUCGGAUGCGGUGACCCUAACUCUGGAAGACUUUUUGUAUGAUAAGGUGUUUGCUCGAGGAAUAGGAGUAGAGAAAGACGUAAUCGUUGGAAAAUCUGUUGACGCUGUCGACGUAUCUAGCCUGACUCGCUUAAUAAAAAGGAAGGACUUUCACUUACCCGGGAAAAUAACUUUCUUAGCUGGAGUCCUUGUGGAGCAAAACUUGGAUGUUCAAAAGAAAAUCUACGAAUUGGACGUGGGAAUAAUAUAUCAUGAUGCUAUAUUUAAAACUGAUGACAUAGUGGAGAUUUAUUCACUUAAGGCCUUCGAUGCUUUAACGAUUAAAUCUACUACAGUUAACACUAUUAAUGGCUUUAACAUGGAAGAUUUCAUGUUUACCGGGGGCAGGCAGACGAUAAGAGGUACAAAAUUCCUUGACGAGACAAACUUUUCGGACCUGAGAAGUGACUCCAAUAUCGUAGACGAGGUAGACUUGAAAGUCCUCGAGGCAGAACGUGUUUCCCGGAGUUCUGCAAGUACAAUACAAGGUCAUCUUAACUUCUUUGAAAUUCUUUUAGUCGAAAAUGCUAUAGCGGAAACGGUAGAUGGCAUCAUUAUAGAGAACGCUGUCAUGGUUUCUCUUCCUCAGGAAAUUGUGACUAAGAUUUUCAAACCGCAUCUGGCAGAUAAUCGGAGGAAAGAGCCAUGUCUAUCGACUCGACAGGUGAGAGUGAUUGGUGAUGUUGAGGUAGAAACAACGGUUGAUUCAGUUGACUUGACGAAGUUUACGCGAGAAAGAAUAACAAUUUCUUCUAACCAGAAUAUUCUGGUCGAAGUUAUACUAGGUGAUAACGAUGCUGUCUUGAUAGAAGCAGAGAGAGUAAACAACGUUGAUCUUGCUAAACUUUCCAAAAACGUCAUGUCACUCAGCAAAAGUCAAGUCGUAUCUGAAAAGAAUUUCGAAGGUGAAAUUUCGGUUUUUGGAGACAUUAGAACGAGUGCAGGAGUCUCCAACACUAGACUAGAUUUAGUUAAUACAAAUGCUAUCAAGCUGAACGGAAACCAAAUUUUAUUUGGGCACCUUACUUUCCUAGACGUCUUAGGAGUGGCUGAACAUUUCAUUGUUGAAAAGCUUAUAAACAAUGUAAACCUUACGCACUUGGUAGAAGACUCUGUUAUGACAGGAGGUAACCACGUACUAACGAAACCUGUGUGCUUCCAAAGUUUACUCCAAAUAAACGGAGAUCUUGACGCUAUACUUGUGAACGGUUUUCACCUUCCCGAUAAACUACUUACUAGAACUUCCCCUCAAGUAAUUACAGGUUUCUUCGUGUUCGAACGUGGACUGGGCUUAUCCUCAAACCUCUUUACAUCAGGACUAAUAAACGGAGUAGAUGUUUCUUAUUUGAGCGCUACAACAAUGAAUCUGGACCAAAACAAUGAAGUUCUUGGAAAUUUAAAAUUUCAAAACGAAGUAGUAAUGGAGAAGAUCUUGUCCAUCUCGGGGCUAGUGAACGGGAUAAAUUUAUCCAGACUCCAAACUGAAGCGGUUUUGGUUAAUGAAAGGGGCCGUAUAACAAUCCCAAAAACUAUUUCCAACGAAGUUUUUGUGAAACAUAACUUAACGACGAAUGUGGUGAACAACUUAAACCUGGAAGAGUUUGUAGCAGAUGUGACCUGGAUCAUCGGAGAAGAGUAUAUUCCAACUUCGAAAACCUUCACCGAAGAAGUGGUAGUUCUCCACAACCUGGAAGUUUUAGGCCCUACUAGUGUUUCUCCUAUAGAUGGAAUUGAUCUUGCCAGACUAGCCAGAGAUGCGAUUUAUCUUCACCAACCUGAGAAAAUCAAAGGUAACUUGGUAGCAGUACAGAUUUAG
Molecule: messenger RNA, 3279 nt
Organism: Limulus polyphemus (Atlantic horseshoe crab)
Lineage: Eukaryota; Metazoa; Arthropoda; Merostomata; Xiphosura; Limulidae
Exons: 13
Coding region: 1-3279 (1092 amino acids)
Cellular component (GO): cell surface
Molecular function (GO): heparin binding
Source: RefSeq, a predicted model, not a curated record